AGUGCUACUCUCUUCAUUUAUCAUCUUGCUCACAAUAAUGUGUAGGCAUUCAUACCGAAGCUCAAGGAUCAUAUCCUAUAUCAACUUCGACAGUUAGAUGUGAGCCAUUGUGAUCAUACUUUCACGGACGAUGAACACAAUUCGGUUAUCGUCUCAGACAACAGGCUAUAUUCUGUCCAAACCAUGCAGGUCCAUUACAUGACUUAUGACCUUCAAUGAGAGCAUGAUACUAUUAACCCUCGAACACACUCUGAUGUCAUGGUAUUAUCUGGGGAAAUGAGGCCCCAGCAUCCAUACUGGUAUGCAUGGGUACUGGGAAUCUAUCACAUGGAUGUAUUGCUCAACGUCAAAGGCCCAUUCAAAAAACAUCAAAUCGAGGUCCUUUACGUUAGAUGGUUGGCACCUCUGACUGGCCACCACUCAGGGAUGAAUUGUGCUUGACUUCCCAAAAUUGCGUUCAUUGAGGACACUGAUAGCGAUGCAUUCGGGUUUCUUGAUCCCACUCAAGUCAUC
This is a messenger RNA of Suillus subaureus, 513 nucleotides long. RefSeq lists its product as uncharacterized. The record is from RefSeq and is a predicted model, not a curated record. NCBI's taxonomy places the organism in Eukaryota, Fungi, Basidiomycota, Agaricomycetes, Boletales, Suillaceae. The transcript is spliced from 2 exons. The coding region runs from base 259 to 441 and encodes 60 amino acids.